AUGACAGACUCGCCGUCACAGCGCCCCGUCCAGUCGUCUGGAGCGACAGCAUAUCGUAGAAAUGUGCGGGACUAUCAGUUCGGCACACGCAUCGGUGAAGGUUCAUACUCCACAGUAUAUCUGGCUGUAGACUUACAUAACAAGAAGACAUACGCAAUCAAGGUUCUUUCGAAGAAACACAUUGUUCGCGAGAACAAAAUCAAGUAUGUCAACAUAGAGAAGACUGCGUUGCAUCGGUUGGGCCAGCAACACCCCGGUAUAGUACAGCUAUAUUACACAUUCCAAGAUGAACAGAAACUAUACUUUGUGUUGGACUUUGCCGAAUACGGCGAGCUUCUUUCCAUUCUCUCCAAAUUCGGAUCGCUACUGGAAGCGGUGCUGAAGUUCUACAUGCUUCAGAUCCUAGACGCUGUCAAGUUCAUACACCUGAAGGGCAUGAUUCACCGAGACUUGAAGCCCGAGAACAUUUUGGUGGGCUAUGACUUCAAUUUAAAAAUCACAGACUUCGGAACCGCAAAGUUGCUUGGCUCAGAUGAAGACGAUGCACAAGAACGGAUCGACUAUGACGCUGUGCCAGGCGGAGUUUCCCAGCCUCUGAAGGACAGAAAGACAUCCUUUGUGGGCACGGCCGAGUACGUGCCACCUGAACUCCUCAAGUACAAUGCUUGCGGAUUUGAGACAGAUAUAUGGGCCAUUGCGUGCAUUUUAUAUCAGUUCUUUCACGGACUGCCUCCAUUCAAGGGAGGUUCCGAGUACUUGACAUUCGAGAAAAUCAUCCAUAUAGACUAUGUGUACCACAGACAAUUGCCUCCAAUGGUAAAGGAGAUUAUUGACAGAACAUUGGUUUUCUCUCCACAAGACCGCCCCAGCAUCUCCGAAAUUCAGGCUAUGCCAUGGUUCGCUGGAGUACCAUGGAACAACAGAGAAUAUUUGUGGAACCGUGCAGCUCCACGGUUUGAACCAUAUGUUUCACCAAAUCAAAGUUCUAGCACUCAGCAAUACUCCCUCCCACCUCCACAGCUUAAAAAUGGCUCAAACCGCCAUGCUCACAAAUCGAACUCUAACUUCAUGCUUCAAUCUCAAUUACAAAAAUCGGACAACUUGUUCCCAUCCAUCGGGGCCAAAAAAACUUAUCAACCAGCCACGCGCGUUAACCAAGUUCCAGCAUCACCAUCAACUCCGAAAUUCCAAGGAGCCCACAAUCAAGCACAAUCUCCCAGCCGCCAAGAAUAUUCGUACCACUCUCAAGGAUAUCAGUCGGAUCAAUACGGCAAGCCACAGAACAUGAAUGGGCCACAAUUGCUUGCAUCUCCUAGUAGAAAUUUUAAGAGCGCGGCGCCACCAAGUCCAUACAAUGGUAACAAUUACGUAGCCCAACCUGAACGACAAAUUCCAGGGCCAAAUGGACUCGUCGGAGUCUCGAACUCACAUUUGCAGGCUCAGCACCUGGGAAGACAAGACACCGCUUUUCAAAUAGCAAAAGUUGCUUCGCAAGCUGUCAUGCCUCCAUUGGAAAAACAAAUGUCAGAGGCCACUCUUGGUCCUCCCCAAUCGCCGGAAAGAAAAGAUUUGAGACAGAAUACUGCUUUUGCAACCCUCAGUCGCCAAAGCCCGACCGCAGAAGCUAUUCCGGAUUCCAAGAAACCACCAGCAGCUAAAGUGAGCCCAGAUUUCCAUCCUACAAAUUCAGAGGUACAACCCAGACGCCUUGUCAAGCCUCGAAGAGAAAUUCCACAAACAAUGAUUACCAUCAAGGAAAUUACCUCAUUUCUUGAGCCAGACGAAAAGAUUGUCAAAUUAGACUCAAUCCUCAAGCUUCGAUUGAAAAACAGUUUUAUCCGGAAAAAGUCUGGUAAUCUCGAUAAUGAAAGUACAGAGAAAAUAAUUGAACAGAACCAAAUCACUCUUGACUCAGACAUGAAACCAGUCGUAGCAUGUGUGUCCAACAAGGCUCGCCUCUUCUUGAUUGAUGGUGAUCUUAAUGUCUUGAUGAUUGAUUUGGCAGCCAAUAAGGGUCAUGAUUAUCUGAUGUACGACUACGAGUUUGAAAGUGUUUUUGUUGACAGCGAUGAUAGCGAUGGCGAGCAAGGAGAAGAUGUUUUUGGGUACUUAAUUAUUGAAAUGAUCCAGGAGAAUGGCGAUCUUGUCUUCUUGAAACGGUUUAGCGAAGACAGUCCUCCUGAACUUCGCAAUUCUGUUCGGGUGGUGGGAGCCAAUGGUGAUACAAUAAGAAUCGGUAGCGAUCUCGGAUGGAUCGAUUGUCUCAUUAGAACCAAAAAGAUUAUGGACGACGAAAAAUUGCAGCAAAGGACGGCACCAUUAGCACCAUCAGCACAGAAUAAAGGAUCAGCCGGAUCCUCAACAACGAAAAAAGCUAAUGGGGCGCCUGUCACUCCAAAGUUGGGGAGCAGUCCACAAUUAAACAAGAAAAAGAGCCCGACCGAAAAGAAGGCGCUCAACAAUUUUGCAUUAGCAGCGGCUGCAGCUGCUCAUAGAUAG
Molecule: messenger RNA, 2499 nt
Organism: Australozyma saopauloensis
Lineage: Eukaryota; Fungi; Ascomycota; Pichiomycetes; Serinales; Metschnikowiaceae
Gene: PKH3
Product: protein kinase
Exons: 1
Coding region: 1-2499 (832 amino acids)
Biological process (GO): peptidyl-serine phosphorylation; intracellular signal transduction
Molecular function (GO): ATP binding; protein serine/threonine kinase activity
Source: RefSeq, a predicted model, not a curated record